CAAGUUCUUCCGCAAGGCAGGCGUGUGCUCAUUUUACAGCGGAAGCCAAAUCCAGGUUUUCGAUGUGGGCGCGCGUGCACCAUUAACUUCGGGACCCGAUGACUUAUUGUACAAAACUGCUCGCUAAUAGCCGGCCAUGACAGCACAGAAGAGCCGAUGUGUUUCGGAAUCGCAUCACAACAAACACCGUCAUCGCAGCUGAUAACGCGUAAUCAAAACAAAAUUCGUCGGUCGAUCGAUGGUCCCUCGCGAUUUUACUUGAAUUUUGAAAGUAAAUUUCCAAAUUCCGGGGUAAAAUGUCGCUGCUCAAUUCGUACGAGUUGCGUGCCUUCGGGGAAAGUUUCAGCAUUCCGCUUCCGCUAAUGGUGAACGUGCUAAUCGCGUUCGGGGCAUACCAUGUGAGCUACAGCUUAAUACCGAAGAUGAAAACCAUGUUCCUGGCUGCCAAUCUGGCCGGGGUGGACAUGAACAAAACUUCCAAAACGAAAAUACCGGAAGCAUUUGGGGUAGUAAUCGGCUGCGUAUUUCUGAUCUCACUUUUCCUGUUCAUCCCGGUUCCGUUUAUGGGAAGCUUCUCCGGCGAGGCUUCCGACAAAUUUCCUCACGAUAAGUUCGUGGAGUUUAUCGCGGCCAUGCUCUCAAUCUGUUGCAUGAUAUUGCUUGGAUUCGCCGACGAUGUCCUGAACCUCCGAUGGCGUGACAAAUUGUACCUACCAACGGUAGCUUCCUUACCUCUUCUGAUGGUAUACUACACCAAUUUCAACUCCACAACCAUCAUAUUACCGAAAAUAGUGGCCAAAAUUCUGGGCUUUUCAUCGCUCGAUAUCGGUGUGCUGUACUACAUCUAUAUGGGCAUGUUGGCCGUGUUUUGUACCAACGCGAUCAACAUACUGGCCGGCAUCAACGGGCUGGAGGUGUGCCAAUCGCUGGUGAUAGCCGGUUCGAUUAUCGUGUUCAAUUUCGUCGAAAUCUUUGCCGGACACUGCAAGGAAGCGUACGAAUUUUCGCUGUACAUUAUGAUUCCCUAUCUGGCCGUUACUCUGGCGCUGUGGAAAUACAAUCGAUACCCAUCACAAGUCUUCGUUGGCGACACUUUCAAUUAUCUAUCCGGCAUGACCUUUGCCGUUGUCGGGAUCCUUGGGCACUUCAGCAAAACCGUGCUGCUUUUCUUCAUCCCUCAGAUCGUUAACUUUAUCUACUCGGUACCGCAACUGUUUCGACUGAUACCCUGUCCCAGACAUCGGCUUCCAAAGCACGAUCCCCGGACGGAUCUGCUGAACUACAGCAAAACUCAGUUCCGGGUUGCGGAUCUCAACAUUCUGGGAAAGCUGUGCUACACCCUGUUCAAGCUGCUACAUCUGAUCCGAUGCGAGGAAUCGGAGGACGGUACGGUGACCUGUAAUAAUUUCACCAUUAUCAAUUUCGCCAUCCUGUUGACUGGGCCGAUUCGGGAGGAUCGGUUGAACCGAUUGCUUAUUGUCUUUCAACUGGCAUGUUCCGCCUUUGCCUUUGCCAUACGCUAUCCGUUGGCGCAUUUCUUUUAUGAAACCAGAAACUGAAUGCGAUAAAGUCGGCAUGCUUCUAAAGCGUUAAAGCGAUUGCGAAUGGUAGCCAAAGUUUUGUUUUGUAAAUUCGAAUUUAAGCUAGAGUAAAGUCCAAAUUGAUCAUCUACA
Messenger RNA from Uranotaenia lowii, 1673 nucleotides. It is a transcript of the gene Alg7, whose product is annotated as UDP-N-acetylglucosamine--dolichyl-phosphate N-acetylglucosaminephosphotransferase. The record is from RefSeq and is a predicted model, not a curated record. NCBI's taxonomy places the organism in Eukaryota, Metazoa, Arthropoda, Insecta, Diptera, Culicidae. Gene Ontology annotation, biological process: protein N-linked glycosylation; dolichol-linked oligosaccharide biosynthetic process. The transcript is spliced from 5 exons. Gene Ontology annotation, cellular component: membrane. Gene Ontology annotation, molecular function: UDP-N-acetylglucosamine-dolichyl-phosphate N-acetylglucosaminephosphotransferase activity. Bases 297 to 1559 code for a protein of 420 amino acids.